Molecule: messenger RNA, 3035 nt
Organism: Pocillopora meandrina
Lineage: Eukaryota; Metazoa; Cnidaria; Anthozoa; Scleractinia; Pocilloporidae
Source: the annotation of a GenBank genome assembly
GGAACAAAACUACAGUUGUUCGGUAAUCCCAGUUUUGGAGGCCAUACGAAGGUACAGUAGUAGAUAACUAGUUGCACAUAAAGCUUGAAGAACAUAUCAUCUACAUAUCUAAUGUAUCCAUCCGACGCCAGGGUUGGCUUAUGCCUGUAACAAAUGAUAAACCAUAAAAAAAUUGUGUGCACGAUUUAUCAAAGCCAGAAAUGUUUCUCUAUUGAAAUAUAUCGAUUUUUUUUUACAGUAUUUCAGCGCAAGUUGUGACGACUUAACAUGCUACUUUCCCGAUGGUGUUGCGUCAAUCAUAGUAGAACAAGAUUCAGCACCUUGGCAAGUUUUUACUGAAGUUGGUUAUGAGGGAAACCCAAAAUAUUUGUACCCUGGUAACUAUGAUGACCUCAACGAGCUAGGGCUCGAAAAACCCGUAAAAAGUUUUCGUACAGCUCCCGUAAGUUUGUCUCUGAUAACAUAUUUGAUCAGAACAGUUAGCCAUAGCUUCCACGACAACCUUACGUUCGCCUAUUGCUCGCCUCCGCUCGCCUGGAAAACGCAAAAGAGGUGUCCUUUUCGGCUGGCAGAGUUAACAAUUAUUAAAGUGAAAAUACGAUCCUCGCGGGUGGGGUCCCAAUUCAUUAACGUGUUGAAAUAAGUCCGAAAAAUACAGGCACCGUUCCUCCAAUAGAUAUGUACUUUCAAAAAAUGGCAUUCCUCUUCCCGUGCAGAUCAAUGCAAUAACGACUGAAAGCACAUUUUCUGAUUGCGGAACUGGGCAAACUGAUCCUAACAAACCCAACGGAACCCAUGUUCAUUGUCUUCAAAGUGCGUUUUUGCUUUUUAGAUCGAAAGAUGAGGAUUGUUAAAUAUUUUGACUUGUUAUAUUUUCACCUCAGAGAAACUUGUCUACAUUCUAUAGGAAUAUCAGCCGUUCUUCUCACCUUCCGGUUUUUGUCGGUGAUUAUUUGUUUCAUCAUAUUGCAGAAGAAGCUCGCUUUGAAGUUGUUUGAAAAACAAAAUUAUGGAGGAACUAAAAAGCGAAAAACAAACAUCAAACUUGAAUGAAUUAAAGAGACUUGCUCAGGUCAUUUCAUGAUGAUGUUAUAUUUGAUCUAGCAGGAUCGUUCAUGCAAAUUCAACGACCACUUCAAUUCCUGUUUCCCUUUUAAUUUACAUUGCAGGGAACAAAACUACAGUUGUUCGGUAAUCCCAGUUUUGGAGGCCUUAAGAAGGUACAGUAGUAGAUAACUAGUUGCACAUAAAGCUUGAAGAACAUAUCGUCUACAUAUCUAAUGUAUCCAUCCGACGCCAGGGUUGGCUUAUGCCUGUAACAAAUGAUAAACCAUAAAAAAAUUGUGUGCACGAUUUAUCAAAGCCAGAAAUGUUUCUCUAUUGAAAUAUAUCGAUUUUUUUUACAGUAUUUCAGCGCAAGUUGUGACGACUUAACACGCUACUUUCCCAAUGGUGUUGCGUCAAUCAUAGUAGAACAAGAUUCAGCACCUUGGCAAGUUUUUACUGAAGUUGGUUACGAGGGAAACCCAAAAUAUUUGUACCCUGGUAACUAUGAUGACCUCAACGAGCUAGGGCUCGAAAAACCCGUAAAAAGUUUUCGUACAGCUCCCGUAAGUUUGUCUCUGAUAACAUAUUUGAUCAGAACAGUUAGCCAUAGCUUCCACGACAACCUUACGUUCGCCUAUUGCUCGCCUCCGCUCGCCUGGAAAACGCAAAAGAGGUGUCCUUUUCGGCUGGCCGAGUUAACAAUUAUUCAAGUGAAAAUACGAUCCUCGCGGGUGGGGUCCCAAUUCAUUAACGUGUUGAAAUAAGUCCGAAAAAUACAGGCACCGUUCCUCCAAUAGAUAUGUACUUUCAAAAAAUGGCAUUCCUCUUCCCGUGCAGAUCAAUGCAAUAACGACUGAAAGCACAUUUUCUGAUUGCGGAACUGGGCAAACUGAUCCUAACAAACCCAACGGAACCCAUGUUCAUUGUCUUCAAAGUGCGUUUUUGCUUUUUAGAUCGAAAGAUGAGGAUUGUUAAAUAUUUUGACUUGUUAUAUUUUCACCUCAGAGAAACUUGUCUACAUGCUAUAGGAAUCUCAGCCGUUCUUCUCACCUUCCGGUUUUUGUCGGUGAUUAUUUGUUUCAUCAUAUUGCAGAAGAAGCUCGCUUUGAAGUUGUUUGAAAAACAAAAUUAUGGAGGAACUAAAAAGGUAAAGAAAUGCACUGUUACUAAACUUUAACAACAAUAUGUCCCGAGAUUCGAUCCUUGCUAAAAGAUCAGUCAAACCUAUUUUCCUGUUUUAAAAGCCCCGCUACCAGAAAUCCGAGACAUCAAUCAUAUUUCAUCUUUAAACAUGACGGAGAAAUAAUUACAAAUAAAUGUAUGAGAUAAAAAAAAUAAAUAUCAGGAUCACUGACCCAUAAGCGAGGAUGAAAAAUUUUCCACCGCCCCUAAAAGAAAGAGAACACCUUUGUGAUAAUAAAGAUAUUGUUCGGUGGAUGAUUUUAAAAGAUGAGUUCGAACAAAUUUUAAUACAAAAUUAACAUAGACUCAAAUCGUCUCACAAAGUCUCAAAUUUCGUAAAAUAUUACUUAAGAAAAGCUCAAUUUUGAACAUCAACCCUUGAAUGAAUUCACCUUCCACCACUCUCAACAGCAUCGUCUGCAAACAAAGCUUGAAGAACCGCCAGAAAUUUCCUGUCGAUCGACUUAAAAGUUCGGACAAAUCGACGAAUUUGAAGAGAAAUAAUUCUUUUGUUCAUCCAAUGCGCUGUUAAAUAAACAUGUGUCACAUCAAGGCGAAAAAUAUAGAAAACGCUCGCCGUAUCGGCGCUUUUCCUUCCUUGUUUUGGUAGUAAUUUUGGAAAUGUAGCCGGGCAUUUUUAUGAUAGGUAACUCGUCUGUCACAAAUUUGAUCUGUAAAUCAAGUCAUGGUUUUUGCAGGCGUUCUGGGCUAGCUGUGAUGACCUGAGCAGUCACUUUCCUGAAGGAGCCUCUUCAAUUAUGGUGAAUAAACAUUCAGAACGUUGGCAGGUUUUCACCGAGGUCCAA